UAUGCUUCAUUGAAUAUUCUUAUAUAAAAGUUUUUAUAUAGCGUUAGUAAAUCAGAGAGGAGGAACAAACUUAAGUCCUUAUUUUGUGGCUUUUUAUGAAAGUGAAUUACAAAGUUUAUGGUUAUCUCUGGAGUUCCCUUUCAUGAGAAAUGCACUUAUUUUAAAGAGCUAUAAAGAAAACAAACAAACAAACAAAAACGCUUUUUUUCUCCUCCUUUGUGAGAUGAUGUCAUAGGUACUUGGAUAGGGACAAAAUUAGUUCUAUUUUUUUUCUUAUACUCAAGGCUAAUCUAAAGAAAGCCAGAAAAACGUGCGUAUUGUAUAGAAAAAUAAGUCCAUUGUUUUCAUUUUAAAGCCAUACAGCAUUCUACAAAAAUAAGACUGUGAAUCAUUCAAUAGAGUCUGAGUGCUUAUUAUAUGCCAGGCACUGUGCUAGGGAUAAAGAUGUAAAAUGUUAGUACAGUCUCUGUCUUCAAAAGUAGCUGUAGAAAAUAGGAUUCUCAAAGAUAAAUGAUGAAAAUGUCCAUAUUUUGACCAAUUUUAAGAUUACCUAGCUAACGUGAAACUUAGAAAAUGGAAAGAAUGCUUAUUAUAUGUAUUCUGGCUCACAAAUUCUAGUAUAUAAAUAAUUACUGAUUUUUAGUGCUACCUUAGACUUGAUAAUGUAUGCUUAUUUGUUUUUCUGGUUGUUCUAAAAUGUUUUAAUCCUGAUUCUACCUCUUAGUAGCUAUGUAGCCUUGCGUAAAUUAACUAAAAUAGCUCAACUCCCUACCCCCAACCCAUUUUACCCAGUUCCUUUAUUAUGAAUAUAAUAAUAACAAAGCAAUAAGCAUAGUACUUAACCAUUAUGCCACCAGGGUUUCCACUUAGUCCUUAGUAACUGCUAAAGUUGGAGUGCAAAAGAUGAAUGUGCUUGGCUGCUAAUGGAAAGCUUCUGCAGUUCCAUUCCACCCAGAGGUGCCUCAGAACAAAGGCUUGGUGAUCUGCUUCCAAAAAAUCAGCCAAUGGAAACCCUAUGGAGCACAGUUCUGCUCUGGCACACAUGGAGUUGCCAUGAGUUGGAAUUGAGUCUGUAGCAACUGGUUGCUGGUUAAGUGCUAAGGAAAGAGAAAAAAUACAUUGACCGGUGCUGGAAAGAUGUUACUGUUGGGGACUUUAUUCGUCUCUCCUGCAACGAGGUCAUUCCUGCAGAUAUGGUCUUACUCUUUUCCACUGAUCCGGAUGGAAUCUGCCACAUUGAGACUUCUGGUCUUGAUGGAGAGAGCAAUUUAAAGCAGAGGCAGGUGGCUCGGGGAUAUACAGAGCAGGACUCUGAAGUUGAUCCUGAGAAGUUCUCCAGUAGGAUAGAAUGUGAAAGUCCAAACAACGACCUCAACAGAUUCCGAGGCUUUCUAGAACAUUCCAACAAAAAACGUGUGGGCCUCAGUAAAGAAAAUUUACUACUUAGAGGAUGCACCAUUAGAAACACAGAGGCUGUCGUGGGCAUUGUGGUUUAUGCAGGUCAUGAAACCAAAGCAAUGCUGAAUAACAGCGGGCCGCGGUAUAAGCGCAGUAAAUUAGAAAGAAGAGCAAAUACAGAUGUCCUCUGGUGUGUCCUGCUUCUAAUUAUUAUGUGUUUUACUGGUGCAUUGGGUCAUGAAAUCUGGUUGAGCAGGUAUGAAGAUGUACCCUUCUUUAAUAUCCCUGAGCCUGAUGGACGUCUCACCUCACCCCUGUUGGCAGGAUUCUAUAUGUUCUGGACCAUGAUCAUUUUGUUACAGGUCCUGAUUCCCAUUUCUCUCUAUGUUUCCAUUGAAAUUGUCAAGCUUGGCCAAAUAUAUUUUAUUCAGAAUGAUGUGGACUUCUACAAUGAGAAAAUGGAUUCUACUGUUCAAUGUCGAGCCCUGAACAUUACUGAGGAUCUUGGUCAGAUUCAGUACCUGUUUUCUGACAAGACAGGAACCCUCACAGAGAAUAAGAUGGUUUUUCGAAGAUGUAGCGUGGCAGGCUUUGAUUACAGCCAUAAAGAAAAUGCCAAGAGGUUAGAGUCCUAUCAGGAGGCUGUCUCUGAAGAUGAGGAUUUUGCAGACACCCCCAGUGGCUCUCCAAGCGACAUGGCGAAACCGAAGGCCCACAGCUGCAGGACGGCUCAUAAUGGGCCUUUGGGAAGUAAACCCUUGAAUCAUCUUUCUGGAAGCUCUUUUGCUCUCGGAAAUGGAGAAGGAGCCAGUGAAGUGCCUCAUUCCAGACAGACUGCUUUCAGUAGCCCCAUUGAAACAGAUGUGGUACCAGACACAAGGCUUUUGGAGAAGUUUAGUCAGAUAACACCUCAGCUCUUCACCCCACCAGAUGAGAUGGCCCACAGUCUACCACUGGAGACUUUGUGUAUUAUGGACUUCUUCAUUGCAUUGGCAAUUUGCAACACAGUAGUGGUUUCUGCUCCUAACCAACCACGACAGAAGGUAAGACUCUCAUCACUGACUGGAAUGCCCAUCAAGUCCUUGGAAGAGAUUAAAAACCUCUUCCAGCGAUUGUCUGUCCGAAGAUCAAGUUCACCAUCUCUUGCCAGUGGGAAGGAACCGUCUUCUGGAGUGCCAAAUGCCUUUGUGAACAGACUCUCUCUCUUUAGUCGAAUAAAACUGGCUUCACCUGUGGAGGAAGAAGGCUCCCAGAUGAGUGAGAGCCCCCAGGGGUCUAGUAACUCAACUUGCCAUGAAGAAACAGAGAAGCAAAACAGUGGCGCAGGCGUCACCAAUGGCAAGGUGGACUCCCUCCCUGGACAGCCCUUGGCCUCAGACCUGUGUUAUGAGGCCGAGAGCCCAGAUGAAGCAGCCUUAGUGUAUGCUGCCAGAGCUUACCAAUGCACUUUACAGUCCAGGACUCCAGAGCAGGUCAUGGUGGACUUUGCUGCUUUGGGACCAUUAACAUUUCAACUCCUGCACAUCCUGCCCUUUGACUCAGUAAGAAAAAGAAUGUCUGUUGUGGUCCGGCACCCCCUUUCCAACCAAGUUGUGGUGUAUACCAAGGGUGCUGAUUCUGUGAUUAUGGAGUUGCUCUCUGUGGCUUCACCAGAUGGAACAAGUCUGGAAAAGCAACAGAUGAUAAGGGAGAAAACUCAGAAACACUUGGAUGACUAUGCCAAACGAGGCCUCCGCACUUUAUGUAUAGCAAAGAAGGUCAUGAGUGACACUGAAUAUGCAGAGUGGCUGAAGAAUCACUUUUUAGCUGAAACCAGCAUUGACAACAGGGAAGAAUUACUAUUUGAAUCUGCCAUGAGGUUAGAGAACAAACUAACCCUACUUGGUGCUACUGGCAUUGAAGACCGCCUGCAGGAGGGAGUCCCUGAGUCUAUAGAAGCCCUUCAAAAAGCUGGCAUCAAGAUCUGGAUGCUGACAGGGGACAAGCAGGAGACAGCUGUCAACAUAGCUUAUGCGUGCAAACUUCUGGAGCCAGAUGACAAGCUCUUUAUCCUCAAUACUCAGAGUAAAGAUGCCUGUGAGAUGCUGAUGAGUACAAUUUUGAAAGAACUUCAGAAGAAUAAUCGUGCUUCUCCAGAGCAAGUACCAUUAAGUGAGAAUUUACACCAGCCUCCUGUCCCCCAGGACUUGGGGCUCCGGGCUGGGCUUGUUAUCACUGGGAAGACCCUGGAGUUUGCCCUGCAAGAAAGUCUUCAAAGGCAGUUCCUUGAAUUGACUGCUUGGUGUCGAGCUGUGGUCUGCUGCCGAGCCACUCCCCUGCAGAAAAGCGAGGUGGUAAAAUUGGUACGCAACCAUCUCCGAGUGAUGACCUUGGCUAUUGGUGACGGUGCCAAUGAUGUUAGUAUGAUACAAGUGGCAGACGUUGGAAUAGGGAUCUCAGGUCAAGAAGGCAUGCAGGCUGUGAUGGCCAGUGACUUUGCCAUUUCUCAGUUCAGACAUCUCAGCAAGCUCCUACUUGUCCAUGGGCACUGGUGUUACACGCGACUUUCCAACAUGAUCCUGUAUUUUUUCUACAAGAAUGUGGCCUAUGUGAACCUCCUUUUCUGGUACCAGUUCUUCUGUGGGUUCUCAGGAACAUCCAUGACUGACUAUUGGGUUUUGAUCUUCUUCAACCUCCUCUUCACCUCUGCCCCUCCUGUCAUUUACGGUGUUUUGGAGAAAGACGUGUCUGCAGAGACACUCAUCCAGCUGCCUGAACUUUACACAAGCGGUCAGAAGUCAGAGGCAUAUUUACCCCUGACCUUCUGGAUCACCUUGUUGGAUGCCUUUUAUCAAAGUCUGGUCUGCUUCUUUGUGCCUUACUAUACCUACCAGGGCUCAGACAUUGACAUCUUUACAUUUGGAAACCCUCUGAACACAGCUGCUCUUUUCAUCAUUCUACUCCAUCUGGUCAUUGAAAGCAAGAGUUUGACUUGGAUCCACAUGGUGGUUAUCAUUGGUAGCAUCUUGUCUUAUUUUCUCUUUGCCUUGGCUUUUGGAGCCACGUGUAUAACUUGCAACCCACCAUCCAACCCCUACUGGAUUAUGCAGGAGCAUCUGCUGGAUCCAAUGUUCUAUUUAGUUUGUGUCCUCACAACCUGCAUUGCACUUCUACCCAGGUUUAUGUACCGAGUUUUUCAGGAAUCACUGUUUCCAUCUCCAAUUCUGAGAGCUAAACACCUUGACAGACUGACUCCAGAGGAAAAGACUGAAGCUCUCAAGAAGUGGAAAAAAACUGGAAAGAUGGAUCAAGCAAUGUCUAAGUAUGCUGGCUACUCAGCUGCCACGUCAGGGAGAAGACCCAUGUCUGGCCAUUCCACUGUCUCUGCAAUGAUGUUAGCAACUUCUUAUGCUAUUGAGCAAGGAAACGUAUCUGUAUGUGAAACUGUUUUUGACUCAGACAUGCCUCAGACCUCAGGAGUGGCUGGACCACCAAAGGAUUAAGAAUAUAGGGUGGCCUACUGGGAGUUGCAAGUAUUCCUUCAAGUUUGGAGGAAGGACUUUGAGGAGGCACCACUACCAAGCAAGGAUAACUUGGAUUUUACCUUAAGGACAUGAACAUUUUAAUAGGCUUGAAAAAGUCAUCAUGUUGGCCUUCAUUGUACGUUUGUAGAUAACAUUUGUAAAAGAGAAAUAGAGUUUGAUGUGGACAGAUUUUUAGGAAGUGAAAUAUUUCAUUUAGAAUCAAAUGCUUUUAUGAAACUUUUUGGAUUUUGUAAAAGUAUUUUAAUUGUCUUAGAAAUUCAAAUCCUGGUAUUUUAAAGGGGGGGAGCUCAUUUGAGAUAUAUUUAUUUUAAUGGGAAAUCAUUUCAGAUUCUUGAGUUCUUUAUAUGAGCAAGCGCCAAUCUUUUUUUUUUUUUUUUUUUUGAUUAAGAAAAAAAGUUUUUAAAUUGAUUGGUUAGAACUCAGAGGAGUUUUCCAUAUGGAAAAUGUUAUUAAUGGUUACUUUCCAGAUAAAUUCUCAAGAGCCUUUUUAAACAACAGUGUACCUAAAAUAGGGUAAUAAUUGUACUAUUUAAAAUACAGUUAGUGAUCAUUAAUAGCUUUUUAUUUCCUUUGAGAAGAUGCCUUUGGUCUUCUGAUAGAAGACUGGAGGCAUAUCUCUGGGUUCACAUCAGUGUUCUGAGCCAGAGCCUUUGUCAGGAAGGGGCAGAGGGAUGCCAGGAUACCAUCAGGUACCAAGAAUGUGUUCUUCUGUCUCUCAUUCCAAUCAAGAGAAGACCGCUCAUGUGGCCUACCUCUGCACAGAUGUUCUGAAUUGGGAACAGAAGUCAUAGGUCAGGCAGACAGAAUCAGCUGAGCCUACAGCCCAUUUGAAAAUUUCCUGUAUUCUAAAACUGACAAUACCCACCCCCCUGCCCUCAGUUGCCAUCAAGUUGAUUCCGACUCAUAGCAACCAUACACGGUCCCUGGUAGUGCAAAAGAUUUGUGUUCAACUACAACCAAAAGGUUGGUGGUUCAAAAUCACCCAGAGGCAUCAUGGAAGAAAGGCCUGGUGAUCUACUUUCAUAGGACUACAGCCACUGAAAACCCUAUGGAGCACAGCUCUGCUCUGAAGCUCACGGAGUCACCAUGAAAACUGACAAUAACCUGAUCAGAAUGAGACAAUCAAUAAUGACAAUAACCCGAUCAAAAUGAGACAAUCAAUAUCAAAACAAUCUUCUUCAAAAGUCCAUUUGAGAGAGCAUACUCUUUACCCUGCCCUACAACUUUUCUGGUGUCGUAGCCUCUGCAAAUGAGCUUUUAUGAACUGAAACUAAUAACAGGUUUUUCUCAGGAAGUUUCCGCGAGGUUCUUAGAAAAAUUUAUUUUUUUAAUACGUUUUAGGAAUAUCUGUAAAUUUACUGUUGCAAAUCACGUAUGCUGGCUUUAGUUGGAACAAAGAAACUAGUUUGUACCAAAUAAGGCUAAAAAAAAAAAAAAGUAUUCUUGUUGAGUUCAUUUUAAAUUCUCUCCCUUUCCAUCUGAAAAUUGUCAGCCACCAAUCACCCAAAAUUUCCUUCAUGAAUCUCCAUGCUAAUGUCCCAUGUCUCCAUCAAGCUCUUCUUAACGACUAUCCAUCUUGUAUUCUCAGGGCUUAAACUUCUAGCUACUGCUUACUGUCCUGGUCUGAUUUUUUUGUAGCCUUCUGAUAUUAUUACAAAUAGUCUAUAUAAAAAAAUCUCAAGAACUUUUGAAAUCUCGCAUAGCUAAUGGAAGUUGUUCUCUGCUUCCUUAUGAUUUUUUAAAAAUAAACUAAUACAUAACAUGUACUGAAAAGUUGUCAUCACUCCUAUAAAUACCCACUGAACCCAACUGUAAUUGGUAACAGAACUCAGAAAGAAAGUCCCAAAGCAGGCCUUUUACCAAAAUACUGUUUGGGCUUUUUCUCUUAUGAAAAAAUCGAUGAUGUCAUAUCAUCCGUUACCCUCAUAGCAACUGGCAUUCGUUGCCUGAGAUCAUCAUCUCCUGAUAAAUAAAAAUUUGGAGAUAUAUUCACUCGUAAAUAGAGGGUUAGACCCUAUGAAUGAAAAGGAGCCAAAAAAGACUUAGAAGAAGAAAGACACAGACCAACCAAUGCCCUGAACAGAUAUGAGGUUAUUCUUUAUUUAUCCCACUGAACGUAUUCAUUUCUUUUGCUACAGAAAUAAAACGUAUUUCUGGAUGCUCCUCUAGUCCUCAUUGGUGCUACUUUUACCCCAGUCCUCAUUGGUGAUAAAGUAGGCAGUAUAAACCCAUUGCCGUCGAGCCGACUCCGACUCAGCGACCCUAUAGGACAGUAGAACUGCCCCAUAGUGAUUCCAAGGAGCGCCUGGUGGAUUCGAACUGCCGGCCCUUUGAUUAGCAGCCAUAGCACUUAACCGCUACGCCUCCAGGGUUUACGGCAGGCAGUGUAAAAAAAAAAAAAAAGUGUAGGCACUGCAUUAUUGUCUUAAAAUUCGACAAAUUGUGGAUUCUGAAAUACAUCUGGCCCCCAGGAGAAAGAGAUUUUUUGGAUUUGUAUUAAGCCUUUGAAGGGCCUCAAAACUCAUUGAUACCAAAGUACCCAAGAUGAUGAGAUUAAAUCACAUUUUGGCAUUUAGCAUAUUUCACCUAAUUUUUUGAGACAAAAACUAUAUCAUUACUCCAUUACUCCUAGUAGCCAAGGAAAAAUGAUUAACAUACAUUUUGGGAUAUAAUUUUACCACAGGAUUUAUGAAAGAUUUCAAUCUCGUUACGAAAAUGCACUCUAUACAUUAAAAAUUCAUGUGCUCUUACCAAGGCUAAAGUUCUUGUUGGACACGCAACAGGUUCUUUGAGACUACUAGCAACCUCUAAUUUCAGGCUAAUCAAAGAGCCACUAAUCAAAAGUAAGAGGGCAUGUUCCAUGGGAGUGCAGCAUAUGUCAGGCAAAUUUUGAUUGAUGGGAGACUGGGCACCAAGCAAUUAGUGGGAGAGACAAUUUCCUUGGAAUUGCUAUCUAUGCCUCAAAGCCAUCAGAAAAGAAGAUUAUACCAUUUUAUUUGCAUUAAGGAUCAUUGAAAAUAAGUACAAUAUGUACAUUUCACCGAACAUGAGCUGAGCAAGGCUAAAAGUUGUUCCAUUAAGUAUGUACCUGCAACUCUAACAAAGCUGAUAGAUGCUCUUAAGCUUCCAUACAAUUGGGACCACAGCUCAGUUGCUGAUAUUUCACACUUGCAAUAGGUUUAUACAAACUGCAGGACAGGAGAUCAAUAACAUUACCAGUUUCAAGACAAACUUUUGAACUUCAAAUAUGUGUACACAUAGAAAAGAGUACAAAAAUACAUGAAUAAAAUCGCGGAUAGUCUCUAUGUGGAAUGCUGAGGCAGUCCAGGCUGCUGGUGGAGGUUUAGUAGGGGAUCCUGCUUGGCAAAAGACAUGUGGAUGUUCCAAAUGAACGCCUGACUAAUUAAAUUAGGUAUACAUGAAGAUUUGUGUUUUGAAGCUUUUUAGUGGGGAAAAACACUUUAAUUGCUUCAGAAAUUGAUGCUUGUAAAGUGGCCUAGUGCUUAAAAGCAUUUUUAAAAUUUUGUUUUCAUUAUCAAUGAGGAGAAAUGGCAACACCAGAUGUUAAACAUCUUUUGAAGAAAAUUACAAAAUGUUUUAUUCCAUGCAAAGGUUUACAGUGCUUUGAGAGACAUUUCCAUGACUUUGGUAAUAUAGAUGAAUGGAGGAAAAUUGGAAAAUAAAAAAUGGGAGUGGGCAGCGUGAUUUAAUUCUCUAUUUAAAAAAUUGCAUCUGUUCAUUCCAGACCAAGUUCGUCUCCCUUGGCAAAGUUUAAUCUCCACUCCGUUGUCAAUAUCGUUGUAUGCCAUUGAGUCGAUUCCAACUUACAGCAAUCCUACAGGACAGAGUAGAACUGCCCCAUAGGGCUUCCUAGGCUGUAAUCUUUAUGGGAGCAGAUUGCCAGGUCUCGUCUCUCGCAGAGCUGCUGGUGGAUUUGAACCACCAUCCUUUCAGUUAGCAGCAGAGCCACUUAACCACUCCACCACGAGGGCUCAUUCCAUUAUUACAUAGGCAAAGCAAAAUAUUUCCCAUGAAUAUUGACCUAGUUAUCGAAGUCUCAAUCAGCCAACUGAUAAACACUGAACAAACCCCAGCUAUAGGGACAGUUCUAUGCAGACAUUUCUAGAAAGUAAUGGAAUUACCAUCUUGACUUAAAUCCAAAAUGGAAAGUCCUAUAGAGCCAAGUGCUAAUAUUGACGUCUCAAGACCUUUAUGCUCAGUAUGUCUCCCUAUUUCAGCUACCUACAUGGAUGCUACUGGCCUUUUGGCUUCAACUGACUUUCAUAAAUUCUCAAAAUUAUGUAAAAGUUGGAAGAAUAAUAGCAAAUAAUUUAAGCAUGUAUAACCAAAAAAAAAAAAACUAAACCCAGUGCCG
Molecule: messenger RNA, 9297 nt
Organism: Loxodonta africana (African savanna elephant)
Lineage: Eukaryota; Metazoa; Chordata; Mammalia; Proboscidea; Elephantidae
Gene: ATP10D
Product: ATPase phospholipid transporting 10D (putative)
Exons: 21
Coding region: 1194-4880 (1228 amino acids)
Biological process (GO): phospholipid translocation
Cellular component (GO): plasma membrane
Molecular function (GO): magnesium ion binding; ATP binding; ATP hydrolysis activity
Source: RefSeq, a predicted model, not a curated record